GCACACACGCGUCCCUUCCCCCAGCACACAGCAGUAACGAGAGGACAGUGAAGCAAGAAGGAAGUGCAGAAAAACAACUCACAAAGCAGCAGCGGGUAAAAAUAGAGCAUCAGAUCCAGCUGCCGAGAGAAGAGAGAGAGACCCGAGAGAAAGCGACAGCACGCAAAUGCGUGAGCCAGGGAGAAAGUGCCAGCGUUCUGCCUAGCAACACACACGGAGCAGUAGAUCUGCACACCAAGCCCCGGCCGUCUCCGUUCCAUCUUCAGGAAUGACUAAUCUGCACAAGGAGGAGCCUUAAAGCUCUUUUUCAGCUCAGAACAUAGCUUGGUGUUUUAGCGGUAAACAAUGUGGACUGAGUCGCGCUGCCAGCACGUGCCGGUGAAAACAAGACACACCCAUGGCGAGGGUAGCGUUUUCUCACGGCUCUGGAUUUCCUGCUGAAAAAAGGAACUUUUCAGGGGAACCAUGCAGUGCAGGCGUCGGCAUUGCUAUGCACGGAUCGCGGCUUUGCUGGCUUUCCUGUUAUGCGUCGUUCUUAUCCUCUUCGUUCGACAAGUCUGGCUGACGAGACUGAAAAGCCACGUCACCGCCGAGCCGACCGUCAUCAAGGAAGCCGAGACCUUUCCUCCACCGACCAGGUUCCUGGCUAACGGCACCCUGGUCUCCGCUCAGCUGGGAUCUAACCGGAGUUUAGCCAAGGAAGAAAAUGCAGAAAGCAUUCUGAAAGUAGAACCCUACAAGUACAUCAUUAACGAGCCGGACAAGUGCAGGAACAAUAAAACUUUCCUAGUGCUGCUGAUCCCGGUCGAGCAGCACAAUUCCGAAGCCAGGAACGCCAUCAGGCAGACAUGGGGCAACGAAAGCAUGGUUGAAGGAAUAGUACGCAUCUUUCUGAUGGGCGUUAAAAACACCACAGGAGUUCCCGGCCAGCACCAGCUACAGCAGCGAUCCCUCAUGGCAGAGAGUCAACAACAUCGCGACAUGAUCCAGCAGGACUACGUUGACUCGUACUACAACCUCACUAUCAAGACACUGAUGGGGAUGCACUGGGUGUCCAGGUACUGCCCCAACACCAAAUAUGUCAUGAAAGCGGACAGCGACAUGUUCGUCAACACUGAGUACCUCAUAGAGAAACUCCUUAAAGCCAACAUUCCCAGGGAAAUGUACUUCACCGGGUAUAUCAUGCGAGGCUACAAGCCCAACCGAAACAAGGACAGCAAGUGGUACAUGUCUCCAGAGCUGUACCCCAGCGGGAGCUACCCCACGUUCUGCUCGGGAACCGGGUACGUCUUCUCCGGUGACAUGGCCAAAAGGAUCUACACCACUUCCCUGAGUAUACGCAGGCUGCACCUGGAGGACGUCUAUGUUGGACUCUGUCUCUCUAAACUGAACAUCGAGCCCAUGCUGCCGCCCAACGAGUUCCUCUUCAACCACUGGAAGGUUUCUUAUUCCAGUUGUAAGUACAGUCAGUUGAUCACCUCACAUGAGUUCCGCCCCAGCGAGUUGCUCAAGUACUGGCAGCACCUUCAGCAAAACAAGGACAGAGCCUGCAAAAUGCCCAAAGGAUAGAGAACGCUAACGUGUACCAACAAAGCGGUGCUUCGUUCUCACAAGAAGUGACGGAGCUUCAGCACUUUUGGUUUACCAAUGGACAGUUUUUUUGGUAGGAAAUGCUGUGUUGUAUCACAAGUACAAUUAAACACUGGUUGUAAGUGCUCUUAUGUGACCAUCCAGAAGACUCCUUUAGUUUCAAUCACUAAAUAUAUACUAAAAGAAAUGAUCACAUUAAAACUAAAUCUCAUCCUCCAUCAGGACCUUCUGAAGAAUCUCAAGUGGUUCCCGAUUUAAUUAGUGUAAAAAUGGCGGGUUUUUAAACCGGUUUACAGGCCCCGCCCCCAUUUCGCUCUGUUUUUCAGGGGACAGAAAGCUGCUUACAGUAAAAAAGUGUCACACUAGUAAAAGGGACGGACGCUGACGGAGGUGAUGUUAUGUUUAGCUGAAAAGAACGAAAAGAAAGGAUCUCAAAACUGUGGCCACAUAUUAAAGCCGAUAUUAAAAGACACAUCUCAGUAA
Messenger RNA from Tachysurus vachellii, 2073 nucleotides. RefSeq names its product beta-1,3-galactosyltransferase 2. Gene Ontology annotation, cellular component: membrane. The record is from RefSeq and is a predicted model, not a curated record. NCBI's taxonomy places the organism in Eukaryota, Metazoa, Chordata, Actinopteri, Siluriformes, Bagridae. The coding region runs from base 466 to 1569 and encodes 367 amino acids. The transcript is spliced from 2 exons. Gene Ontology annotation, molecular function: N-acetyl-beta-D-glucosaminide beta-(1,3)-galactosyltransferase activity.